This is a messenger RNA of Mus caroli (Ryukyu mouse), 2449 nucleotides long. NCBI's taxonomy places the organism in Eukaryota, Metazoa, Chordata, Mammalia, Rodentia, Muridae. The record is from RefSeq and is a predicted model, not a curated record.
GUCUUAGUCUGCCCUGGUCAGGGAAUUCAGUUCUUCGGAAGAUAUUCUUACGGCCACUUCAGUAGAUCUCUGGCCUCCGGAGUUCAGCAGAGACUUCAUUGCAGGAUCAUCAAUCUCCCUACAGAUCUGUGAAGAUGAGCUUGCAUGUCACACCCACACUCCUACAGCUUGCAAUGCAAAGCCUGCUGAGGGAUGAGGCCUUGGCCAUCUCUGCUCUGCAGGACCUGCCCAUGGAGCUCCUCCCACCACUCUUCAAAGAUGCCUUCACCCACAAACGACUUAACAUCCUGAGGAAGAUGGUGCAGGUCUGGCCUUUUCCCUGUCUCCCACUGGGUGGUCUGAUGAAGAUGAAGACACCGUACCUGGAUAUCUUACAAACCGUACUGGAUGGGAUUGAUGCACUGCUUGACCAGAAUACUCACCCCAGGAAUUACAAACUGCAAGUUCUGGAUUUGCGGGCUUUGCACAAGGACUUCUGGACCGUAUGGGCUGGAGAUACGACAACAUCUUGCGCUCCAGGGGUCAAGUGUAGGAGAAAAAUACAAAAGAGAGGUCCAAAGAUAGAAGCCAAGCAAAACUCAUUGAAAGUGUUUAUAGACCUGUACCUCAAACCAAGAGCCUUGGAUACAUGCCUGUCCUAUGUCUUCCUGUGGGCGAAAGAGAGAAAAGCUUUGUUGCAGCUUGGCUGUAAGAAGCUGAAGAUCAACACAGUAGCUAUCCAGAACAUUGUGAAGAUUCUGGAAAUGCUAGACCUGGACUAUGUGGAGGAAGUGGAAGUAUGUUGUACCUGGAAGCUGUCUACUCUGGCCAUCUUUGCUCCUUACCUGGGCCGAAUGAAAAAUCUUCUCUCGAUCAUUCUCUCUCACAUUCAUGUGCCUGCCUCUAUUACCCCAGAGGAGGAGAAGCAGCUGGUCAGCCAGUUCACCUCUCAGUUUUCCAACCUGCAGUACCUCCAGGACCUCUCCCUGGACUCCAUCGACUUCCUCAAAGGUCAAAUGGACCAGUUGUUCAGGUGCCUGGAGGUCCCCUUGGAGAUCCUCUCUAUUACUGAUUCCAAGAUGUCAGAAUCAGACUUGCAGUCCCUGUCCCAGUGUCCAGGCAUCCGACAGCUCAAACACCUGAACCUGAGUGGUGUCAUUCUGACCGACAUAAGUCCUGAGCCCCUUCGAGUCCUGCUGGAGAGAGUUGCAGCCACCCUGAAGACCCUGGACUUGGAGAACUGUAUGAUUAUGGACUCCCAGCUCGAUGUCCUCUUGCCUGCCCUGAGCCAAUGUGCUCAGCUUAUCAUGUUCAACUACUUAAGGAACCCCAUCUCGGUGGCUAUUCUGGAGCGCCUGCUCCACCACACCUCCAGGCUGAACUAUUUAAGCUUGGAGAUGUAUUCUACCCCUUGGGAGAUUUAUGGUGCCCAGGGUGCUUCCUACCAUAAGAGGCUAGAACAGCUUAGAGAGGAGCUGAGCAAGGCGAUGCAGCAUCUAGAACACAAUAGAACAGUCUGGUUCAGCGUCGCACCCUGUCUUCCUUGAGGCAACCAGGCCAUAUGAGUCAGAGCCCAAGCUUCAUCAGGCAGGGCUGUUCUCCUAACUGGGUACUUAUAUGGCAAGUGAUUCCUUCUAGCUCUUGGGAACAGAAUCCUCUGGUGUAGAUGAAUCCUUUAGAAAAUAUCAGGGUUGGGGGUGGGGUGGGGAUGGGGGAUUGGUUGAGCAGCCCAGGCAACCUCAGAAAUGUUGACCUAAAGAGUUGAUGUCCCUUGGGACAUGUGUAUUUAACAGUGAGAGAUGACGUUUCUAGAUGGAGAAACCCUUGAGGGUGUUUACUUCAUGGGUGGAGGGAAAGAAGUUACCAGUGUGGUGUUCCCCGCUUCGGGCUAUAGGGUAAACAGAAUAAACCAUGUUACAGCUUGGCAGGCCCAAGUAGCCACUGGCAGUCACCACCUUAAUCUCCAGCUCUGAGCCCUAGAGACUUUGCCCACCAGCAGUCCCAUCUAUCCAAGAAGGCUACAGUUCUGCUCAGAGGGCCGUGUCAGUGUAGAUUCUAAACAUUCUCACUGAGAGGAAUGCAAAGAGAGAUGGUGUUGUUAGGUGCUGAGGACCACCACAAACAGUGAGAAGGGAUAGGCUUAAACUUAUAAGUAGCCAACAACCAACCAUACAUCGUGCUUGAAAAUCAGUAAAGCUGACACAUAGUAAAGGAACGUAUUUGUUAGUCCUAAGGUACCUAAGUUACAACUGACCACCAAGAACAGAUUUAUCUAUCACCUGACCUUUGUUUGGUCUACAGACGACUGGCCUUAUUGCACUGUGGGUGAGCGGCUUUAUUAGUAAUACGAUACUGGGGAUUAAAUGUAGGACUUUGUGCACGCUAGGCAAAUGUUCUACCACUAUGAAUCUUUAAAUCAUUACACUGCUGUGUAUGUAGGGGAAUUUUCAGUGUUCAAAUAAAUGUGUGG